CUGGAGAAGCGGCCGCAGCCGCAGCCGCCUCAGAGCUCUGAGGAGCUGGAGGAUCUGCACAAGUUGCUGCACUUCCCCGAGGAGGUGGCGCUCAGGUUGACGGAAAUCGAGUACCAGCUGUUCUACCAGGUACCGCCGAGCGAGUACCUAAGGCACGUGGAGCAGGAUCCGACCACGCAGAAACCACCUGCCAGGCCACCCCCGUCGCCGAGUCGCAGCUGCAGCAAACCCAGCACCAUCAACAACUCGACCCAAACCGAGGAGCUCACUUCCUGGCCUGUCGCCACAGUGCCCGUGCAGACCCUUAUCAAUCAUUUUAAUGGGGUAAGCUCAUGGGUCACAAAGGCAAUCACCGACGGUGUUACGAUAGAGGAACGACAGGCGGUGCUGUCUUGUCUUUUACGCGUCGCGCUAACCUGUUGGAAUACCGGAAACUUUAAUUCAGCCAUGGAGAUAAUCGCCGGUCUGAAAACCAACAAGCUAAAGCCAUUUUGGCAUAGCGUGAACGAGCCUAUACCGGUUAUGGAAUAUCUCUCCUCCGCCCUUCUGUCUUCCGAAUAUGAGCGUGCACUCGCUCGCGCUCUCGCGAUGCCAGAAUGUCCUGUGGUGCCAUUUUUCGGAGCCUUUCUGCGCGAGCUACGAGAUAUUAUUGAAUACUACACAAAGUCUCAGUACGGGUUUAGAGAAAAUCGCGAGUCACCACGUGCUAGCGCUAAGGAGAGCGAACCUCAAGAACACGUGCCUUUGUCUGUGCCGGCCGCCAGGAUCGCCGUCGAGAGUAACACAGAGACGCCGUCGGGAUGGAGUUCGAGGACUACCGGCUCCUCGAACAAACCGGAGAACCCCAUAGUACACGACAUGAAUGCCGUUCUCGACAAAGUCGCCCUCUUUCACAAGCAUCGACAUGCUCGUGGCAGAGACGCGACUACAGACUCCCUUCAUCGCACCCUGAGCAUUCACACGACUGCGAUCGAGCAAACGUACAUGGCGGAGGAAUGCGAUGAGAACGACUAUCAUCUUGAUUUGGACUCCUACAAGCCCGUACAGCCGAUCAAGAUCGAUCAUGGAGUCGCUUUGUUUCCUGUUGCCGCGCCGCACGCCGGCAUGGAUCUUCAUCUUCUGCAGGUGCUACACCACGGCACGACUCUGGUGCACUGGGACUGCGAGGGUGGCACUUCGAGAACGGCGUUGGUGUUCGCGCGCGUUGAUCGCGCCUGCAGCACCUUCGUCUGGGAAAGACCACCCUGGAGUCCCCUGAAAACGGCGCAAGUCGGCGGCGCCGCUCUCGGAGAAUUUUCCCUGACCUCGAACCCGGAGGACACGGUACCGGCGGGCCUAGUCGGCAGGUACGCGCAGCCGCAAACCGAUUGCGCUUCUGUCACCUUGGAAGAGGGAUACCUCGACCUGGGAUCGGUGAAGGAAAUAAUGAUCGGCUGCAGCGAUCGCGACCGAGAGGCUGAGCUCAGGAGCAUCUGCAAGAGAUACGGCCUACCGGGCUCCGACUCCUGUAUCGGCCUCAUGUAUGGAUCGAAUCUUCCGGACAAUCGACUGAUCUUCCUACUCUGCCCUCCCUCUCUUAACAAAAUAUGGUAUAUGGGAUUAUGCUGGAUACUGCGAGGCCUCAAACGACAACAACAACUAACAGAUCGUAGAUCACGCUGGUUGAAAGAGAAAUAUCUCCAAUUAUACUUUUCCUACUUCGAACAGCCGAUAGAAGGCUUGGAACAACCGACGACAGCCGAUGCUAUCCGCGUUUUCGGAGGUCGCGACUGGUCCAUGACAGAAAGUGUUGGCACACUAUCUCCAACGAGCAGCAGCACUCUACGUAGACGAAACGUUAAAGGCAAAAAGACGAAAUCUAUUGGCAAUAUUCAUGCUUUAACCAAGGAUUUGAGUAUAAAACAAUAUAACACCACGACCUUGGAAGAAGGUGUAUCGUCGACUACACCGCUUCGUCAUAUCACGGGGAGUAGAGAAUCUUUAACAAGGAUCCUACCAGCAUCGCCAAGAACUAGUCGAGACCGAAUUCCACCGCGUAGCCCGCCUGGUUCCGCUGAUCGUAUGGUCGCUUCUUUGCUCCCGUACUCCACUUUUCAAAAUUUAUUAUGUGUUACCAGAGAAAAGGACAAGAACGGAUCCGGUAGUAUACCUGGUGGCUCAGAGGCCACUUGGCAAGUGAAAGCACGUACCACUUCGAUCAUGUAUGAAACGCAAUUGAACUUUGUGGAGUUUGUCGCACUUUUCCGAUCGUUCAGCUUACGAGCCAGGAAAGAUUUGCGAGAUUUAUUCGGCCAAUUAGCGAUCACGUGCCGUAGUCAAAGUGACGGAUCAUUAAGGGACUUUAGCCAGGGACUACGACCAGCGGUGCUCAGACAGACUAGUGAUGCCACUCCACAAAGGAUCGGUUUGCUGACAAGAAACAACUCUAUCGACUGUCAUGAAUAUAAGACGAGCAGCAAUCUGCAAAAGAAGCAGGUUUUUGAUGCAGUCGCGGCGGCAAGCAUAGUCAAUAAUUGUUCUGGCGUGGAUACAUCGAAAUCUCAAGUAAUCACUUUGGCGACGUUUACAAAAUUCCUGGAGUCUCGGCAGCAGGAAAAAAUGAGCGACGAGGAAAUCAAGACGCUCAUUAAGAGGCACGAACCGGACCCGGCACUUCGCACACAAUGGUGUUUGUCUUUCGAGGGUUUUGCGCGAUAUAUGAUGGACAAGGACAAUUAUGCCUUUCCGAACGAGUACGCGACACCGUCCGAAACCGAGAUGCAGCAGCCCCUGUCGCAAUAUUACAUCGCUAGCUCCCAUAACACUUAUUUGACCGGGCAUCAACUCAAAGGAGAGUCCUCCGUGCAAUUAUAUUCACAGGUGCUUUUAACCGGAUGUCGUUGCGUGGAACUCGAUUGUUGGGACGGUGACGACGGAUCCCCGUUGAUUUAUCACGGUCACACAUUUACUACCAAAAUACCAUUCCGAUCGGUCGUGGAGGCGAUCGAUCGAGGCGCCUUCGUCAGUUCCCCUUAUCCCGUGAUUCUCUCCAUCGAGAACCAUUGUUCGCCGAGUCAGCAAGCUCGAAUGGCGCAGAUAUUUCAGUCCGUUUUUGGCGAGAAAUUGGUGACAAAAUUUCUCUACGAAUCCGACUUCAGCGAUGACCCGCAAUUGCCUUCGCCCUCGCAACUUCGUUACCGAAUUUUAAUAAAAAAUAAGAAACUGGUGGUCGAUCCUACCGGACCGUUGUCGCAUACGCCUCUUAGUCAUCGCGGAAAGAUGCUCAUGUCGGAUCGCGCAUCCUCUAUGAAGCAGAUGCGGACUGACGUGAGCAGUACAUCAGUCGUCGAGUACUUUAGCGAGGACGAGGAUGACGAAGAGGACGAUGAUGAGGACGAUAAUAUCGAUGACAACUCGAUCUCGAGCUACGAGAGGUAUCUAGGCGGCAGCCAAGUACCGCACCCUCGUUUAAAAUCGGAUCCGGCGGUGGAUGACAAGUCGCAAAAACAGAGCAGUCAGAUAGCCAAGGAGCUGUCGGAUCUGGUGAUUUAUCUGCAGGCGAUUAAAUUUCGCGGAUUGAACACGGCGCCCGGGACUGCGAUGCCAGGAAAAACACGACAUCCUUCGCAUACGGGGCCGGUACAGAGGCACAGCAUUGCCGGUAUAGGACCCAGCAGUAUAGCAUCCUCUUCAGGGUCACCGCAAUCUCUCUCGACGUCCGCCUCGAUCGCGAGCGGCGGCAGUAACAUCGAGAACAUCUUCAGAUCUACUCGCGGAAUGCCAGCUUGCUUCCAAUGUUCGUCUUUGAACGAGAGUACGGCGAAAAAGAUCUGCAGGAAGCAACCCUUAGGCGUAGUCGCCCACGCAGAAACUCAAUUGAUCCGAACAUAUCCUGCAGGAAUGCGUAUCGAUUCCACGAAUUUCAAUCCGGUCAUAUUUUGGGCUUUCGGAAUUCAAAUGGUCGCGUUGAACUAUCAAACCGAUGACGCGGGAUUAAAUCUGAACGCAGCCAUGUUUGAGCAAAAUGGUCAAUGUGGAUACGUUAGAAAGCCCUCGGUGAUGUGGGACAAGGGACAUAUGAUGUACAGACGGUUCAAUCCUUGGGACAAGGAGUUUGACGGGCUGCACUCUGCGCACUUGAGUCUGUCGAUAGUCUCGGGACAAUACGUUUCACCUAUGAACCUCGUCACCAGCACGUACGUCGAGAUCGAGUUGGUCGGCAUACCGAUCGAUUGCGCGAAGCACAAGACAAAGGUCAUCCAGAACAAUGCGCUGAAUCCCAUCUGGAAUGAGAAGUUCUGCUUCCAAGUUAUGUUCAAGGACCUCGCGUUUCUACGUUUCGGCGUCGUCGAGGCGAGCUCCCAUCACCUAAUCGCGCAACGCGUGAUCCCGCUCAAGUGUUUACGACCAGGCUAUCGACACGUACGAUUACGAUCUUGCAAGAACAAACCGCUGGCCCUGUCCACGCUUUUCAUCUAUUCCCGAUUGGAGGAGGAGAGUCUGGACUACAACACAUGCUGUCGCGAUCACAAGGAGUCUUCUAAGCGUCUCUCGUCCGGCAAAGAACCCGAGAAAUUAAGCACAGUCGAUCCCGGUCUGGGUGGCGUCACCCUGAAGAGACGGAUGUUCUUCCUGAUGGUUUACCACGUGAUACCGGACGAACCGUACACCAUUCUGAAGGUGACUCAGGAGAGUACCACGCAGGAAGUGAUGCUGCAAGCGUUACAGAAGGCCGGGAUAUCGCCCGAUCACGUAGACGAGUUCAUCUUGGUGGAGGAAGUGUCUCGCGGAUGGGAGAAAAGAGAACGGGAAGAAUUGCCGACUCAGCGCGUGCUGGAUCCUACGGAGCAUCCACUUCAGGCCCAGGCCCUGUGGAAGGGUCAAGGUCGCUUCCUUCUGAAGCGAGUGGGCGACGAUCCGAGCAGCAGAGCCUGGCUCGCCUCCAUCAGGAGCACGGCCGCCCAUUCGAAGCUCAACGACUCCAACUCGAGGGACCAAUCCACCCACAUAUGGGACGAGGCGGACACCUUUUUGGUCUGCAUCUACAACGUUUCGCCAGAGAUCCCUUACGCGAUUCUACGCGUACCGGUGAGCGCCUCGGCGCAGGACGUAUUGGCUCAGGCUCUGAUCAAGGCCAGAAGAAUGGAGAACCCGUCCAAGUUCGCCCUGAUCGAGGAGCUGGAAUGGGGCGGCGCCGGCGCGGUCGGAAGCGGAAAUCGUCAGCUGAGGGUGCUGAACGACGACGAGAACGUUUACAGCACGCAGGCGUUCUGGAAGACCCUCGGCAGAUUCAUCCUCAGGGAAAGGGAGCAGGCGAUUCCGAGGCGGCAUUUGUUGCCCGCGACCCUGGACAGGCUCAGCAAAGGAUUCUCCGUCGGCAGAUCCGUAUCCCUGCCGGGCUCGAGCAAGGAAAAAGUCCCGGUUUCGGAAGCGCUGUCGGACCCGACCUCCAGAGGCUUGAGACAUCGAUUGCUGAUAGCAGGACGUAGACGAGAGGUUCACUCCGACGGGGAGGACGCGCGCGAAUUCGAUAUACCGAACGCUGUUCUUCACUUGAAGAAGGUCUCGUUAAGGAAAUUGAGAGUUUGGAAGUCAUAGUGGCAGUCUCGGGCGACGUCGAUAUCAUCGAUCUUCGCCGCUCGGAGAAGUCAGCUCUAAACUUGUAAUUUUAUUCAUUGGAAGCUAUAGUCCUCUGAAUCCUGACGAAACUAUUCAUGCCGCCGAUCCUGCCGUGAAGGAAAUCGAAAGAUCUUACGUUGUCUAGAAUCUUCACAAUACCAGUGUCACAAAUAAAGAAGUUACAAUCAGUCAGUCAUUAAGUCGGAUGAUGAUAGGGUACGAUCAGAAUAAUUCAAUAUCAUCGCGUUACUCAAGAAAUAUCAGACAGCGCGUUUUUAUCAUGCGGCGUUAUUAUACAAGAAAAAUAAAAGAAACGAAAGAAAAAAGUUAAUUCUCUUUAAAAAGUAGAAUAAUUCUGCAUCAAUGAAAAUAACUAUAUUCUUAAUUAAUCGAUAUUAAUUACGUGUGCAAUUAUCUUCGCGCACGAUACUUGAGCAAAAUGUCAGAUUAAUCAAGUCACUAUAAGGUCAACAUUGAUCAAUCAGAUUUAAAAGAAAAAAUCGGCGAUAUCGAGAAGAUAACUUAUUAUAUCGCCAUUUUUAAACAUUUUUUAAGAAUCUUAAUAUAUUGUAGCAUAUCUGAUCUCUCUGCAGCAACCAGUGAUGCUAGCGUCAGAUUAUACGUGAUCUGCAACAAUUCGUGAUUCAUGAAUAAUAUUUUAAAAAAUCCGAUCGGCUGAACUUGACGAAUUCUUCCACGAAUUUCAUUCACGAAUUACAAAGGAUAUCGCGCAUAAUUCGGCGCUGGCAUAACGAUCGCACAAUCAUUAAGUGGCAAAGCGACGACUCUUGGGUCCUUUAAUUUCUCUGACGAGCUAUUGGAAGUCGAAGCAUCAUGCGGAUAUAUUGAUUUUGUUGCAAUUAAAAAAAAUUCGUCGGACGCAAAAGUCGGCGUCUGAUCGACGCGCUGGCGCGUCGAGAAAAAAAAAUAUAAUUAGUGCCACGUUGCGCCUGAGUUUAUUAUUUUUGUACAACGAAAUAAAGAGAGAGCGCCGCGCAAUUUCCCCCACACAUUUUUGCCAAAAAAGCAAAAAAAAGAAAAAAAAAAACGACGUACGAUUCUAAGUGAACGUAGAUCAGCAACAUUCGUACAUAUGUUAAGACCUAUCGGAAGUGCUUCCCCGUUUGAAACGUGUUUCCGUUUGAAACAUCCGGACAGAUAUGUGUCUGUCUUGAUCGAUACUACAAUCGUAUAAUCCACGAAGAAGAGUCUUCGCGACUCCUUUACGUGACUUCUCUCAUUAUUUGUAAGCGCAUCGUCUUUAUCAUUUACGUCGUACCUGAAGUGUUUACGAGUUACGCUUUCACGCGGAGCUUCGUAAUAAAAAAAGUUUAAUAUAUCGCUGUUAUCGCACUUUGUUUGAUCGCUCUAUUAAUGUUGAUCAUUUCUUUUUGCAUCUAGUCAACCAUAUGAUAAGGAAUUUGAGUAGAAUCCGAUAAGAGCAUCGUAAUGUAAUUGUAUUUUGAAUGUUGCUACUUAAAAAAAAAAAAAAAAAAGAAAGAGAAAGAGUGUGAGAGAGAUCGUAUUUAUUAUAUAUUGUUAAUGCUAGAGGGUAGAUCGGUGUUGCAUUCUCGAUUACCGUCCCUCUCUCCUAACUGUUUUAGCGAACGUAUAUAUAUAUAAAUACAAAUACAUACAUAUAUAUAUAUAUAUAUAUAUAUAUAUAUAUAUAUACGUAGAAUAUAAAUAUAUACGAGACCAAGGAGUGUCGAUGAAAACUCGCGUUCGAGUGUGCUAUAUCAUUCUAUUAAAUUAUUUUUCUCGCACGAAAAAUGCAUUCGGAUGCGUAUCGUCGUACACUCGAGACCGGCAGCCUAAUUUUCUCGAAAAUAUAAUUUUGCUAACGUUAAUUAGCUAAUGAGAAACACAAUGAGGAACCUGACGUCACAAACCAGUGAGGUCGCGAAAUCGUAGACUUUUUGCCCUGUGUCUUCCACACGAGUCCUCCAAAUCGUUUCAGAUAUUUUGUAUUUUCGAGACAAUUUCUCUUACAGAGAUUGAGAUUUCUUUUAAUAUGAACAAAGUCGGGUCUCUCUUUAACGCCGUUUAAGAAAGAUAUAUUUAAUAAUUCAGAUAAUUCUGCAUUUUUCUCCGAGAUGAUUUGCGACUUCACUGGAGACUCUAUAUUUUUGGAUACUACUUCCUUCUCCUUACCUCAUUUCUUCGAAAAUACGUAUAAUCACAUAUCCACGAGAGACCAAAUACAGGAAAAACAAUAACAGACAAAUGGAAUAGAAAAUAAACGAGAAACGCAAGCAAGCAGGCCAAUUAUAUUUGUAUAUAUAUCUUCGAAUAGAACACAGAAAAACGUCGUUCGAUAAAGUAAUCUCUUUAGAAGUUGUAGAUUGGUACAGUUUGGUGAACACGACUAGUCACGAGAAAAAACAAUAUUUAUAUUGGCCCAAUAUACAGCCUGUAAAUCAAACUAUUGAAGACACGGGCCAAUUGUAUUUAUACGCGUAGGUGCCGUUAAAUUGCAAUUGUUGUCGUAUCACAAAAUCACUUUCGCAGAUCAAACUAUAGUCAACAUCUGAUUUAUAUUUUUACUGUACAUCUAUCAGCGCACUUGACAAUAUUGCGAGCGAUAAAUAAAUCCCCCGCGACUUCUUGCAAAUA
Molecule: messenger RNA, 8214 nt
Organism: Nylanderia fulva
Lineage: Eukaryota; Metazoa; Arthropoda; Insecta; Hymenoptera; Formicidae
Product: 1-phosphatidylinositol 4,5-bisphosphate phosphodiesterase epsilon-1
Biological process (GO): phosphatidylinositol-mediated signaling; release of sequestered calcium ion into cytosol; G protein-coupled receptor signaling pathway
Molecular function (GO): phosphatidylinositol-4,5-bisphosphate phospholipase C activity
Source: RefSeq, a predicted model, not a curated record